GGACAAAAGAGAUAAUUAAAAAAGAGAAUUGAGGAGAUAAAGAAGAAUAAACAAAGAAUGGAAGCCUGAGAGGAGGACGAAGAAGGAAGAAGAAGAAGAAGAGGCGUGUGUUUAGAAAGAAGGAAGAGGAGGAGGAGGUGAUAACUUUACGUGUGGAGGAAGAGAAGAAGAGGAGGAAGAGGAGGAGGAGAAGAGGUAAAACUCCCCUCCAUUGAGAAUAUAAGGAGAGGGAGAGAGAGAGAAGGAAUAACCAUACGUGUGGAGGAAAGAGGAAGAAGAGGAGGAGGUGGAGGAAAGAAGUGGAGAGAAAAAAUAAGUGUUAAUGGAGGAAAGAAAGAAGUGGAGAGGUAAAAUUCCCCUCCAUUGAGAAUAUAAGGAGAAGGAAUAACUUUAUACGUGUGGAGGAAAGAGGAGGAGAGAGAAGAAGUGGAGAGAAAGAAUAAGUGUUAGUGGAGGAAAGGAGAGGAGGAGGAGGAGGAGGAGAGUUCAGUAUUCUCCCUCCCAUGCUAAUAUAAGGAGAGGGAGAGCACCAGACCACCAUGAUGAGGCUCUCCCUAGGCAUGUUUGGUCUCAUCUGGACAACCCUGUACUGGUGGCUGCGGCCGCUGGUUAAGUGGGUCCUGCGGCGCACCACUGGCCUGUGUGAGCUCCAGCGUGUGUGUUACGGCGAGCAGAAGGGUGCGACGCGGACCUGUGGCGUGGAGUUCUCCCUCCAGCACAGCCGCAGUCCAGAGAUCCAGAAGUGCGUCAAGUACAUCGACGGGAAGUGCCAGGAACGCAGCCUCAGCCAGGAGCUCAUCUACUAUGUCGUCUUCGCCAUCGUCAAGAUUAAGGGCAUCAACACCAAGGCUCAUAAGGGGUUCUCCGAUGUGUUGGGUGAGUGCCUGACGCAGAUCUGGGGUUACCGACAGCUGGUGGCGGAGGUUGAGGCGCGGCGCAAAGAGCCUUACGAUGCUGUCAAUCCCCAACACGAACAGAAGCUGAAGGCACUCUGGGACCACAUGAUGCCAGACACGCACCUGGAGGCACGGGUCACCAAGCAGUGGCAGAUGAUUGGCUUCCAGGGCGACGACCCACAGACUGACUUCAGAGGCAUGGGUGUGCUGGGCCUGGAGAACCUGCUGUUCUUCGCAGAGCAACACAACAGCGCAGCGAGACACGUGCUGGCCAGGUCACUACAUCCAAAGUGGGGGUAUUCGUUCGCCAUCGUGGGCAUCAACAUCACACACCUCGCUUACAGCCUCCUGCUCGCCGGGGACGCAAAGACGCACUUCUACAAUGCCUCCAAGCGCUUUCUGGAGGUGCGGGCGUUCCACCAAUUCUACUGCCACCUCUUCUUUGCCUUCGACGAGAUGUGGCGGCAGGAACGGCCUCGCGACAUCAUGGAGUUCUCGCGCGUGAGGGACAAGUUUGAGGCUCAGGUCAAGCAGAAACUUAAGAAUCCAAUGGCAUUUUUCAAGUGCCAUUUUGUGCUGGAGAAUGUUUAGUGUGUGAGGAGGAGGAGGAGGAGAGAGAGGAAGGAAGAGGAGGAAAAAUAUGCUUGUGUGUAAUGGAGAAUGUGUCAUGAAAGAGAAAGAUAGGAGAGGAAGAAAGAAAAGGAAGGAAGGAAAGAAAAGAAAGCAAGAUAUCAAUUCAAAAAGGAUAGAAAUAUAAAAAAAAAGGAAAGCUGAAAGGAAAGAAUAGGAAGAGAAAGCAGGAUAUGAAUGCAAAAGUGACAAAAAUAAAUAAAAUGAAAUGAAAGAAGAAACAAAGGAAGGAAAGAAAAGGAAGCAAAACAGACAAAAAAAUGAAGCUAUAUUAUUUUCUCCUAGAAGUCAAAAGGAAGGAAGGUCUUUAUCUUAUAACUAAAAGCACCUUAUAUAUAUAUACACACACACAUGCACCAUUAUGCUUGCUUGACGCCACAGAGGGAGAGAAAAGAGGAGAGAAAAAGAGGGUGGGAGAGAGAGAGAGAGAGAGAGAAGUACAGGAACAUGAGGAGGAGGAGAAGGAGGAAGAGAAAACAGAAGAGAAAGAAUAUGAUACGGAAAGAUUAUUAUUAUUAUUAUUACUAUUAUUAUUAUUAUUAUUACCUUGACCAGUGAUAUAAAUAGGGACCUCUAUGUUCUAAUUAUAAGCUUGUAAUUACUAUAGCACAAACAAACACCAUUGAAGGUAUUUUGAUGUUUGCACCACUGAGCUUGUGUGUGUAUGUGUGUGUGAGAGAGAGAGAGAGAGAGAGAGAGAGAGAGUAGAUAUUGUAUAAAAGAAUGUAUAUGUAGAAGAAUGCGAGAAAGAAAAGAAAGGAAGAAAUAGAAAGAAAGAGAGAAUUAAAGGAAUGUAGGAAGGAGAGGAAAUUAGAAAAAAAAAAAAAUCAAAUCGAGAAAGAAAAGAAAAUUAAAAGAGAAAGAAAAAAAAGAAAGAAGGAAAGAAAGGAAAGAAAAGAAAUAAAUUACAGAUAAAUCUAUAUAUACAGUAACCAGCAGUGUACAUUUGAGUGCCAGGUAGUGCCAAUAUUAAAGACCUUAGUGAGUGCCAUUCAAGAGUGUGAUAAGUGCCAUAGUAAGGUCUUGGCACUAAUGAGAAGGAGUUAUAUUAGAAGAUUGAGUGCCAUAUGAGAGAGAGAGAGAGAGAGAGAGAGAGAGAGAGAGAGAGAGAGAGAGAGAGAGAGAGAGAAAG
This is a messenger RNA of Eriocheir sinensis (Chinese mitten crab), 2658 nucleotides long. Its product is annotated as ELMO domain-containing protein 1-like. The coding region runs from base 540 to 1487 and encodes 315 amino acids. The record is from RefSeq and is a predicted model, not a curated record. The transcript is spliced from 8 exons. NCBI's taxonomy places the organism in Eukaryota, Metazoa, Arthropoda, Malacostraca, Decapoda, Varunidae. Gene Ontology annotation, molecular function: GTPase activator activity.